AUGGCUAACGACACUGCAGUGAUCACUGCGGCGCACACCGCCGGCCUCGACGUCGUCUGGCCACGCGGCAGCCGCCUUGGCGAACGGCUCGAUCUCAUGGGACAGGCCGACGUUAUCUUCCUGCCGCAUGGCGCCGACGGCGCCAACCUUGUAUUCAUGCAGCCGUGCACACUCCUCGUUCAGUUGUGCCCGUGUGGCUACAGAGACAAGGACAGUUGCGAAGCACACUAUUUUGGAAACUUGGCAAGGGCCCUUGGUGGCGGGUAUGUAGCAGCCCACCUGCAGCACGACGAGAAUCCUACCUCACGACGUCAAUGCGUCGCGGCGAGGAAGAAGUGGAAUACUGCGACCAUGUUUGCGAGUGAACCAUUCUUGAUCGCCUUGCUGGCGCACGCAAUCAAUGAGUACCAACGCCUUUUCACCAAUUCCCAUGUGGCGGAGGGCGUGCGCUGGGGUGUUCAUGGGGUCCCGUACCAUGCGGAAUCGACCCUCAAGGAGCUUGUGAUGAAAGCGAGCGGCGACUUGAUCCUACCCACGGAACUGCUGGCGUUUUGCUAA
Molecule: messenger RNA, 558 nt
Organism: Emiliania huxleyi CCMP1516
Lineage: Eukaryota; Haptophyta; Isochrysidales; Noelaerhabdaceae
Exons: 3
Coding region: 1-558 (185 amino acids)
Molecular function (GO): glycosyltransferase activity
Source: RefSeq, a predicted model, not a curated record